AUGUUCGCAAUCCCUCCUCUGAAAGCCUCCUACUCGGAGGAUAUCAUAGCGGAAACAUAUGCAGGAGUUGUCCAUGUUCAGAUGCAGGACAGUGCCGAAGAUCUUGCAAGCUUUCUUGGCGUGUUAUACGACCCCCUGGGAAGUGCCUACAAACGCUUCAAUCCAGAUACCCCAGUGCUCGUGCAGGGCACGCUGAAGCUUGCGAUCAAGUACGAGUGCGAUGCCCUGCGCGCCCGCAUCGUACAGAACCUCGAGGCUGACUGGCCUCAGACCCUCGCCCAGUGGGAUGCGCGCCGCGUCGAAAGCGUCCUGCUCAAAUCAGAGCACAGUCUCCAAUUCACCGGCAAAGUGAACGGCCUCUACCUCGACGACCGACUCCCCGAGCCCGCGUCUGCCAUCCGCAUCGCGUCAGACUACAAUGUGUCGAGCAUCCUCCCAGCCGCGUUCUACCAUCUCGCCCUUCUCAGCACCGACGCGGACUGGGACGCAUAUCGCGCGAACCCGGGGAAGCAUCUGCGGUUCGGGGCGCGCACGGCGCGGUGGCGUCUGUUGGACAAGCGCGACCUCAUGCGUUUAGUCCAUGGACAGAAACUCCUCGCCGCAUACACCCGGGACAUUGGAACGGAUAUCUUCGGUCUACGAUGUCAGCGGGGCGGAAAGGGGUGUGCGAAGGCGCGCACCGAGUGUUGGAGAUACUUCCAAGAGAAUGCUCCCAUCUCUAUGGACGAUCCGCUGGACAUCCUCUAUGACUGCACGCGAUUGGAUACCCUCUUCACCGACCUCCCAUGCACGACUUGCGUGGGAGACGUCUGUUCCAUGGCAGAGAAGAAGCGACGAGAGCUGUGGCGGAGUCUUCCUGCUUUCUUCAAUCUCAAGUGA
This is a messenger RNA of Sparassis crispa, 879 nucleotides long. RefSeq lists its product with no specific name. Bases 1 to 879 code for a protein of 292 amino acids. The record is from RefSeq and is a predicted model, not a curated record. Lineage: Eukaryota; Fungi; Basidiomycota; Agaricomycetes; Polyporales; Sparassidaceae. The transcript is spliced from 2 exons.